Nycticebus coucang (slow loris) is the source of this 6079-nucleotide messenger RNA. RefSeq names its product regulator of G protein signaling 6 (gene RGS6). NCBI's taxonomy places the organism in Eukaryota, Metazoa, Chordata, Mammalia, Primates, Lorisidae. The transcript is spliced from 19 exons. The record is from RefSeq and is a predicted model, not a curated record. The coding region runs from base 498 to 2126 and encodes 542 amino acids. Gene Ontology annotation, molecular function: GTPase activator activity. Gene Ontology annotation, biological process: intracellular signal transduction; regulation of G protein-coupled receptor signaling pathway; G protein-coupled receptor signaling pathway.
UCGCGCUUGGCCCUGCUCGGCGGCGAGAGCUUCGCCGGGAGCCGGCUUCCCACGGCCGGCGGGCGCCGAGGGGACGGGCCGACCUCCGCGCACCUUCCCGGCCCCGCACGUGCAGAGGCGGGCGAGCGGCUGGCGCCCGGGAGCGCGGCGGAGAGCCGGGCGGGCCCGGAGCGCGCUGGUGACACCGAGCGCCCCGCGCCCCGACACCAUGAGACCUGCCGCGCCUCCUCGCGGGCCCGGGGCUUCGGUCUCCGCUCGCUGAGCCCCUGCGCUCGCCACCACGGAAACUCGGAAAGAGGCGGCGAGGCGCUGGAGAGCCCCGCCGAGACGGACUCGACUUGCCCUCCGCCCCCCGAGAGGCUGGCGGUCUCCGGUUCCCUGGGCUCCUCUAGCUUCAUCAAGAACCUGAUGCAAGCUUGGCUUUAGGAGAAAUUCAGAAGCCGGAGAGAGAGUCGAGGCAAUUCUUUGGUUGCUAAGCGUGAGUGAAGACACCCAGGAUGGCUCAGGGAUCUGGGGAUCAAAGAGCAGUGGGGAUUGCGGAUCCAGAGGAGAGUUCUCCCAACAUGAUUGUCUACAGCAAAAUUGAAGAUAUCAUUACAAAGAUGCAAGAUGACAAGACAGGGGGUGUGCCCAUCAGAACAGUCAAGAGCUUUCUCUCCAAAAUCCCCAGUGUUGUCACAGGUACUGACAUUGUUCAGUGGCUCAUGAAGAACCUUUCCAUCGAGGACCCAGUUGAAGCAAUACACUUGGGAAGCCUUAUAGCUGCCCAAGGCUACAUCUUUCCAAUCUCAGACCACGUUCUCACCAUGAAGGAUGACGGCACCUUUUAUCGUUUCCAGGCUCCUUAUUUCUGGCCUUCGAACUGCUGGGAACCUGAAAACACUGACUAUGCCAUCUACCUCUGUAAGAGGACAAUGCAGAAUAAAGCAAGGCUGGAGUUGGCAGAUUAUGAAGCAGAGAAUUUAGCAAGACUCCAGAGAGCCUUUGCCAGGAAGUGGGAAUUCAUCUUCAUGCAAGCAGAAGCACAAGUAAAGAUUGAUCGCAAAAAGGACAAGACAGAAAGGAAAAUUUUGGAUAGUCAAGAACGGGCUUUUUGGGAUGUCCACAGGCCAGUGCCAGGCUGUGUGAACACAACAGAAAUGGAUAUCCGAAAAUGUCGACGUUUGAAGAAUCCACAAAAGUCAGUGUACGGUGUGACUGAAGAGUCCCAGUCCCAGAGCCCUGUGCACGUGCUCAGCCAGCCCAUCAGAAAAACUACGAAAGAGGACAUCCGGAAACAGAUUGCAUUUUUGAAUGCACAAAUUGACAGACAUUGUUUGAAAAUGUCCAAAGUGGCUGAAAGCUUAAUUGCUUACACGGAACAGUACAUGGAAUACGAUCCCUUGAUAACACUGGCUGAGCCGUCCAAUCCUUGGAUCAGCGAUGAUGUCACUUUGUGGGACAUAGAGAUGAGCAAAGAGCCCAGCCAGCAGCGAGUGAAAAGAUGGGGCUUUUCUUUCGACGAGAUAUUGAAGGACCAGGUGGGGCGGGACCAGUUCCUACGGUUCCUGGAAUCCGAGUUCAGUUCAGAAAACCUCAGGUUCUGGCUGGCUGUCCAAGAUCUCAAGAAACAACCCCUACAGGAUGUGGCCAAGAGGGUGGAAGAAAUCUGGCAAGAGUUUCUGGCUCCAGGGGCCCCAAGUGCAAUCAACCUGGAUUCUCACAGCUAUGAGAUAACCAGUCAAAAUGUCAAAGAUGGAGGGAGAUACACAUUUGAAGAUGCCCAGGAGCACAUCUACAAGCUGAUGAAAAGUGACAGCUAUGCCCGCUUCCUCCGGUCAAAUGCUUACCAGGACUUGCUGCUGGCCAAGAAGAAGCCAGAAAGUGAGCAAGGUCGUAGAACUUCCCUAGAAAAAUUCACCCGCAGUGUGUGCUGCUGGCGCAGAGUCAGAAUGGCCGCUGCAUUUCACCCCCGAGGUGGCUUCCUUCCAGCAGUGGGGAAAGUCACUGGCGGGCAAGCGCCUCACCAGCCUGAUGCAGUCCUCCUGACCGGGCCUGCGGACCCCACGGCCGGGCGGCGGCGAUCCACGUCGGCAGACAGAGUUUCCUUACGAGGAGAUUUGGUCACUGUGAAGGAGAAAGAGUGAGGGCGAUGAAGGGUGACAGUGGGGAGACUUGGUGGGUGAACAGGGAGAUCAGAAAGAAAGAGCCUGGGGUCGGCAGUGGAGGCCCCUGUUUACAACCCCCUCUUCCUUGCACGGUUGUGGUCUAACACUGCCCUGACGCUAACUCCUUCCUGGGAGAACACCGUGUAGGUUCCUGUGCUGAUUAUCACUUGAGAUUAUGUUAUCCUCACUCCUCCUGCUGUCUGGUGUGUGGGGGGGGGGGUCACACCUUCUGGCAAACUCAAGAGAGACAAGAGCACAUCCAGUAUUAUCAUCACCUCCCUGCCCUCUCUCUGGUGCACCCACCAUAGUUACAGCCACCACGUCCCAGUUGCCACCUGUCUUCCCCAAGUCUCUGUGGCCACCCUUGUAUCACUCCUACAUAAAAUACCCACAUCACGUCCUCAGCACUAGAGCAGCCUCCUGGUUGGCCUCCCCUCCAGGUCUCCCCACCAGCUUGGAGACCAGCUUUCAGAGAGGUCUCCGCUAACAUAGUGGCUGCCCUCUCUCUGGUCCUCUCAAAUGUCUCAAAGGUUCAGCACUCCAGAAGCACUGAUGUAGAGGACAGAGCUUCUUUUCAACCGCUGUUGAGGUUCUGAUGACCAUCCUUUAAAAAUGGUUACUUCACAAUCCAUUCUGUUUUCUCCCCCUUGCUCUUCAGUUUGUUCCCUCCUGUUUUACUCAAAAUAAAUACGGCCGUGAACUCAGGGGCCAUUGGGAGUGUCCCCUCUGGCAACCCCAGGCGGGAGCUGGGAGGGUUCCCAGCCUGGGAGGAGGCUGGAUUGCAGGGUCAGCAGGGCCCCUUGCAGGGUCAAAUCACAAUGGGAUCUGAAGCUGUGGCUGAGCAGGCUAUGGAGGGAACAGGCCCACGUGGUCCUCUUCCCAGGCAUCCCCACUAAACCAGUCAUCUAAGGGAAAACAAAGCCUGCAGAAGAUCCACUUGUAGUCCCUUUGUGUGUGUGUGUGUGUGUGUGUCUAAGUGACUGUUUGCCAAUGUGGCGGUGAGGGAGUGUUUGUAAAGCACCAAGUCAGGAGCUUGAUGCCGAGUAGGUGAUUAGCCAGUGGUAGCUGAUGCUGUCACCAUUGUCAUUGUUCUCAUUGUGACACUGUUAGCCCAAAGACAGAACCUGUUUUCAAAUUCAGACACUCACUCCCCCACUUGCUAUGACUAUAUCCUCCUUUGAUCUAUUUUUGGCCAUAGGUAAAAAGUCUCCCUUGGGAGUGUAUAAACAGGAAACACAGAAGCAAAAAAGUAAUCACUGGUAUUUCAUCACUCAUGUAGCCAAAGUCGCCAGCUGGUGGUGACCAAAGGCUUCCACCCUUGCUUGUCUGCAGUCCCAGCCUCCUGGGGACUCCCUGUGGCCCAUCUGUCCUGCCCCCACGUCUGAGUCCUAUCCAGGUCUCUUUCUACACAGCCCCAUCUCCAGGGCACCAGCCUUCCAUCCUCACAGCAAAGCCUCGCAGGUAUUCAGGGUCUUCACGUUGUUGCUCUUGGCUCAUGGGCUCUUGGCUAUCAUGCCUCGGUUUCCCCCACUGGCAGAGUGCCUCUCUCUCCAAUGUAGAUUGGAAACUAGAAAUGGGCCAUAUGUUGAGUCUUCUGAGGGUCUCCAAAGGUAGAGCUGCAGACCCAGAUUCCUGCCAGACAUGCGCACGCUGGCGCAGAAGCUGGCCCUUCACAGAUAUUCAUUCAUGAUGGGCGAAUGAAUGAAAUGAAGCCCCCUCCUAAGGCAUAGGGUUUUUUUUUUACUUCCCCUCUCCUCAUUCUACCCUUUGUUAUCCCCUUUCUCUUUAUAAGCCUUCUAUUUAAGAAUAACAUUGCAGUCCAUGUUGAUCUUCCCCCAACAUUGUCCCCCAAAAGCUCUUCUCUGCUUGGGACCCCAGACUGUGCUGACACCCAGGUGUAGGCUAUGACAAAGGGUAAGCAGCAGACACCUCUGUGCCCUCAGUCACUCGGGGCAAGGGCCAGGCUUUCCCCGCCCCGCCCCAUGGGCUGCGGGGCCAUGCUAAGUCAGGCUGUAGACACAGCAGGGCUGGCUCCCCUGGCAUGACUUCUGUGCUUCCUUCUCCUGCUGACCUAGCCUCACCUGGAGGUCUCCAGAGGGCCAAUACCCAGAACCAAGAGAACCAUUGCCCUGAGAUGGAGCAGGCUAAAGGCUUCCAAACACCUCUGGGGACAUCCAGAUAGGGCAGGGUCAAUAGAACUCAUAGAGGUAAGGACGCUUCAGAUGAUUCAAGCCCAGAGCAAUAACCCCCCCAUACCCAUCCCCCAAGUAAGGCCACUCAGUCUGGAACCACCACCAUGUGCUCCCCAGGAGAUCAAGCAAGAGGCUUGCAAGAAAGGUAUGGAACAAGGCUGUUCCACCCAAGUUGGCCAGUCCAAGGUGAUCUCCCAUGCAGACCUUGUCAUGCAUUUGGAAAAUCUGGUCUUGGCCAGUUCCCUACUGGCCAGGUCUACACAGCCAAAGACUCAGACUAGAUUAGAAUUUUGAAGGCAGUCCUGUAGCAAAGCAGCUUCUCCUGCCCAUCCUGCCCUGUAGAAGCUGCCUUAGCUCCCUGACUGGAGGUGGCCUCUGGCCUGGGACUCACCCCUGUGAGGGCAACAGGGCAAACAUCAUUUUGGCAGCCUCUGCAACUGGAGCACGAGAGUAGCCCUAACGAGUGACCACCUGCCCCUCAGAUCAGACACACAAGGCGCCACGCAUUGGCAUCUGACUGAAAUACACUAAAAGGGAGAGCAAAACGUGUAAGCCAGCAAAUUCAGCUGCACAACAGCAACCAGAUGGCCUGCCCCACACUGCAGAAACUCUCUGGGCUGGGGAAAGGCUCCUGCCCUUCCAGAAAGUGAUGCAUCAGCUUUGUUCUCCUGGGAAGGUGUUGCUGCUCCCCAGGAACAAAGCCGGGCCGGGGCCCAGUGCAGUCAGCUGGGCACGUGCUCCAGGGAUGCCACUGCUGAGUAGGCUGGUACCAGGCACAUGCCCUGGGAGGGACCUCUCUCAACUCUUGAGUUGCUGCUUGGACCAGCUGAACACAUGGGGACGUGUGCCAGGGGCUUUUUCCCUGGCAGGAUUCCUGGUAUGUUCAAACUACCUCACCAACAGGACACCACACCAGGAGCCUGCCAUCCGAUGGUCUCCCUUGCUGAUUGUGGAAGACGAUGUUUUUCCUAAAAUGCAUCCCACCCGGGCGGCGCCUGUGGCUCAAGGAGUAGGGCACCGGUCCCAUUUGCUGGAGGUGGCGGGUUCAAACCCAGCCCCAGCAAAAAAAAAAUGCAUCGCACCCAUCCUGUCCCAAUUGUGUGGGCUUCAAAAACCACUACCAGGAAGCCUUUCCAGAAAAUGGAAAGGACUGAGGUCUGUUGUUCUUUGAGCCUCAUGGAAUGCCUUAUAGGGAAGUGUUCCAGCAAGGUGCAGGAACUGGGAGCCCUGGGGGGAAGAUAAUGUGCCACCAGUCUUUAAAAGGACCUGCCCACACUGAAUAUAUAGCAAAGACUAUGGCAUAAGUCGAAUAGUGGCCAAAACAAAUCACUAAUAACUCACUAUGGGGCCCUCUGAAGAGAGGACUGUGCUGGAGUAACCAUGGCAACAGCAGAUGCCAGCAACCUACUCAUUAGAAUCACCCCGUGAUAAGGUAUGCCCUGGGUAAGACCCAGGGGCCCUAAAGUAGCAAAGUAGCAAAUGUAGCAAUAAUGGGCCUGAGGCCAUCCAGGGACAGGGCCCAAGUGACCUGGCCUCAGCCCUCUCCCCAGCCCCGGGGAGGGCUCAGAGCCAGCUGCUGUCAGCUGCUCCAGGGUGCGGCCCUGCUCCACACCACAAGCCCCUGUCCUAGAUGCUAAGCCGGCUUUCCGCAUGAUCAUGGACACAUCGGAAUGGCCUUCCCGUAGUGCAUGUGGUUCACAUUAGUUUAUUUUUCUGGAAUUUGGGGAUUGGACCCCAGAA